ACAAGUAACUUAAGACGACGUCACAAAGAGGUUAGAUUUCUUCUUCAACGCGUUUCAGAAUUGGAGUGGUUUAGGGUUGUACAUGGAUUACUGACAAGUUUCGUGUGAUUUUUUUACAGUUCCGAACUUGGUACCGUUCAAACAUAUAAAAGGAAAGUUUGUCUUCGUUGAAACAUGGUACUGUCGUGUCGAUUUUAUAAAGAAAAGUAUCCAGAGGUGGAGGAUGUUGUAAUGGUGAAUGUACGCAGCAUAGCUGAAAUGGGUGCAUAUGUGCAUCUAUUGGAAUACAACAAUAUUGAAGGCAUGAUUCUGCUCUCUGAGCUCUCCAGGAGACGUAUUAGGUCUAUUAAUAAACUUAUCCGGGUAGGCAAAACGGAGCCGGUUGUCGUUAUUCGUGUAGAUAAGGAGAAAGGUUAUAUUGAUCUGAGUAAGCGACGUGUAUCUGCUGAAGAUGUGGAAAAGUGUACGGAGAGAUACGCUAAAGCUAAAGCUGUUAACUCAAUUUUAAGACACGUGGCAGAACUGCUGCAUUAUGACAACGAUGAGCAAUUGGAAGAACUUUAUCAAAAAACAGCCUGGUAUUUUGAAGAAAAAUACAAGAAACAGAAGGCGUCCGCCUAUGAUUUUUUCAAACAAUCAGUAUUGGAUCCCUCCAUUUUAGCAGAGUGUGGUCUGGAUGAGCAUACAAAAGAAGUAUUGCUAAAUAAUAUCAAGCGAAAACUCACUUCGCAAGCGGUCAAAAUUCGAGCGGAUGUAGAAGUGGCUUGCUAUGGCUAUGAAGGAAUCGAUGCUGUAAAAACUGCGCUGAAGGCUGGCUUAGCUCUUUCCACUGAUGAACUUCCUAUAAAAAUUAACUUAAUUGCUCCUCCAUUAUACGUCAUGACGACAUCUACUCCAGAAAAACAGGAUGGUUUAAAAGCGCUAAGCGAUGCGAUCGAAGUCAUACAAAAUAAGAUAACGUCACUUGGAGGUGUAUUCCAAGUUCAAAUGGCGCCAAAAGUUGUUACUGCGACGGACGAAGCAGAAUUGGCGCGACAGAUGGAACGUGCAGAGCUCGAAAAUGCGGAGGUCGCUGGUGAUGAUGAAGAAGACGUGGAGGGGCUAGAAGGCGAUUUUAGCAGUGGUGAAGGAACUGAUCCCAUCAGCAAAGGUAUCGAACAGAAUGGCAAAGCUGUAGACCAUAACGACAAGGAAGAUCUGUCCGAUGAAGAUAAUUGAAUAUUUACAUAUAUAUAAAUAAAUAUAUAUAUGUAUAUAUGAGCGUGUGAAAAAAAUACACAUUCGAUUUGAACUAAUCGAUAUCGCAUGUAUUUUUAAUUACAGCUAGAUUUGAUAGAAUAUUCUACUGCCUUGUCGGAUGUCAGUACGAUUUUUCAAUAAAUAUGAAAAUAAAAGAUGUAAAAAUCAAUCACUGUAAUAUUUUAUAGAAAUUUUCUAUUGAUUUGAAUAAACGAUCUCAAGACAGGUGUCUUCA
This is a messenger RNA of Solenopsis invicta (red fire ant), 1474 nucleotides long. It is a transcript of the gene eIF2alpha, whose product is annotated as eukaryotic translation initiation factor 2 subunit 1. Gene Ontology annotation, molecular function: RNA binding; translation initiation factor activity; ribosome binding. The transcript has 6 exons. The coding region runs from base 175 to 1218 and encodes 347 amino acids. The record is from RefSeq and is a predicted model, not a curated record. Gene Ontology annotation, cellular component: multi-eIF complex; eukaryotic 48S preinitiation complex; eukaryotic translation initiation factor 2B complex. NCBI's taxonomy places the organism in Eukaryota, Metazoa, Arthropoda, Insecta, Hymenoptera, Formicidae.